AAAUCCCAUGGUUAUGAUAUUCGAGUUAACAUAAGCUGCAGCACCAUUUUACAACACCAUUAAUCACGAGAAUUUGAGGAACGUCCCAUACUCCGAUAAAAGUUUUUGAUUGCUGCAAAUUAGACAACAAAGCCGACAAGCUACGCGAUGAAAAUGAAAUCAUCAAAUAUAGUGUUCUGCUUCAUGAUAAUUCUGUCAACGUUGUCCUAUUCGUCUACACAGUACACAAGAGACGACGGAGACGACUCCGAAUUUUUGUCCUCGGGAUCUGGAAUGAUCACAGAUGACGAUGACCAAACCACAAAUGAGGUGGCGUACGUGAUGAUCGAGAUCAAGUUCUCUACCAAGUUCCAUUUUACCAGCAAUCCCAACAGUCAAGAGUUCAAGUACGAGGCACUCGAACAACUCAUCAAUGCGCUGAACAGAAAUGGUGGUCCCAACGGUGAUUUAUCUCAACCGGCUAUUGUUGAACAUGAAGACAUAACAAUUGAACAAUUGCGCAUUCGACGUGCAGCGGACACAGACACAGAAAGCUCUUUUUCAUCUCGAAUUGGGACUGCGAGGUCGCACAAAUUCAAAGCACUGGUUUGGGUUCCAGAAAACACAAAUGUGGAGGAGUACAGACAGAGGAUCUCCAGCAUGAAGAACGGCUUCUUCAAGGAUCUGAAAGUGCUGAAAUCAAACAAGCAGACGAAUAGAAAGAAUUUUGCUCAGCAGCAUCUCCAGGACUUCCGAGAGAAGUACAUCACACCCAGCACAGAUUCUGGCACUGGCAUCGAAGUAUCAACCUCACGACCUGGAGGAAAAGGGAAAGGUAAUACUGGGAAGGAUGACAACACUGCGACCGGAGGAGGCGGUACCAAUGUGGAUGUGGAAGUUUAUUACAAGACAUACCCUGAUGACUUCUUCAGGAGUCCAGCCACCCUUGCAGCGAUGAUCGCGGGUGCACUUGCAGGACUCCUCUGCACAAUACUGUGCACAAUAUUCGUAGUCUACAGGAUGAGGAAGAAGGAUGAGGGCUCUUAUGCUCUAGACGAGCCCAAGAAGUACAAACACGAGUACUACAUUGCCAGUGCUACUAAAGAAUUCUUCGCCUAAUGUCUAUUCACUUCACUACACCACAUAAAUGUCCCCAACCUGAAACUUUUCUAUCUUAACUGCAAAUGAACCCCAAACUAAUAUCCCUUACUUUACGCCAAAUUGGACGGACUCAGAAUCGAAUCAGGAGUCGAUACAAACCACAGCUGAUCGUAAAGAUUGUUCAAUUUUCCACCAAUCGACAGAAUGAAAUUGGCAGUUAAACUGCAGUUGAAAGUUUUGGCUGAUAUUCGUCAGUGUUUAGUUGGAUGCAGAAUUUGAUUGCGGCUUUGUAUAUUGUGGUUGCGGGAAUGGAAACAACGUUUCGUGUCAACUUUUGGUCCGAUUUGAUCUGAUCUGAAUUGUUCCUCCAAAAGUUUAUCCUUUCCUAGAUUCUGGUAUUGACCUUAUUUUUUCAUUUUGUUUGUUACCCCAAAAAAUAAAUGAUACGUGCAACGUGAAAAAUGCAGAAUAAAGUAGUGUUUCGAUUAGAUUUGCUGUAAAUUUAUACGAAUAAUAUUUCAUCAUGAUUGAUAGUUAUAGUAGCUGAUUCUCAGUAGAUUGUAUUAAUCGCUGCUUAUGAAAAAUUAUUUCGAGAUCUUGAUUUUUCAAAGUCAUGGAAAGGUGUUGGAUUUCGUAAAUACUUUCUCAUUAAAUGUGCUAAAAAAUUCUAAAAUUGUCACGUGAUUAUUUCAUUGCUAGGUUACUGCAGUUGUUUGUCUCGAAAUUGGUCAAACAACGAACACUUUAUUAUUAACUGGUAAUUAAUUAAUAAUAACUCAGUUGCGUUUCCCUCCCACCAAAUGUUGACGAAAUGACUUCUAACCAACAGCGUGCUAAAUCUUAAAAGUACUUUUUGUAUAAAAAAAAAAUUCGAAUUACGUCCAAUCUGAUCAAUUUUUGCUCACACAUUUAAUUUUUCCACUAGAUUUGUUGAUUUGUUUUCAUGUCAAUUUUAAGUUUUAUUACUCAUCCGGUAAUCCAUCUGAGCUCACAUGUAUAUUAAGGUCAUCCAAAUACGUCGAUUUUUUUUGUUUAAAUCUAAAAAUUUGAACCACUCCAUUUCAACUACAACACUUUUUCUUUCAGCAAAGUAUAAAGCUAAAAUCGUCAAUGAUUGCUAGCUAUAGCUGGAAUUUGAUGCGAAUUGAAAAACAAAGUCAAUUUAUUUAUUUUUUUUUGAAAUCCAAAAAAAAUCAAUUUAGAAUAUCGACAAGAAACUCGACAAAGUUUUGAAGAUUUCAUAGAAAAAGCUUCAUUUUAGCAAAAGCACAUUGUUUUCUAUCUUUCUAUUCUCUUUGCAGUAACAGCUAAAUUAUUAAAUCAAAGUUUUCAGAGUUGAUAAUUGAGUUUCAAUGAAAUUUAUCAAAAUAUUCUGAAAACUGGAAAUGAUGCUGGUGAAUUUGUAGUUUUGUAGUGUUGUUAUACAUUUUAGUUGAAAAUGCCAUAUAAUUAAUCUUCCUUUUCAGUCAUUUAGACUCGCACAAGGGACUUCGGUGCACUUUUUCAAUAACUCACAAAGCGCAGUAAGUUUCAACAAAAUUCACGAGUGGAAAAUACUGUUCAUAGCCAAAUCGACGAAAAUGAAACAAUAAGUAACAAGUAGCUAUUUUAUUUUUUAUCUAGAAGUAGUGAAAGUUUCCAGUUUAGUCGAUCUGGCACAAGAUUGUUUGAUUGGAUUAGCUGUGUGAUUUGCCAAAAAUUGGAAUGUUGUAAAUCCCUUAACACAAGUAGAAAAGGAUCUUCUUCAAAGUAGAAAUUACAGUUUUCAGCUACAA
Symsagittifera roscoffensis is the source of this 2855-nucleotide messenger RNA. RefSeq lists its product as uncharacterized. The transcript has 8 exons. The record is from RefSeq and is a predicted model, not a curated record. Bases 148 to 1098 code for a protein of 316 amino acids. Gene Ontology annotation, biological process: cell migration. Lineage: Eukaryota; Metazoa; Xenacoelomorpha; Acoela; Convolutidae. Gene Ontology annotation, cellular component: cell surface; membrane.